Molecule: messenger RNA, 2376 nt
Organism: Beauveria bassiana ARSEF 2860
Lineage: Eukaryota; Fungi; Ascomycota; Sordariomycetes; Hypocreales; Cordycipitaceae
Product: 3-isopropylmalate dehydratase
Exons: 4
Coding region: 1-2376 (791 amino acids)
Biological process (GO): L-leucine biosynthetic process
Cellular component (GO): 3-isopropylmalate dehydratase complex
Molecular function (GO): 3-isopropylmalate dehydratase activity; 4 iron, 4 sulfur cluster binding
Source: RefSeq, a predicted model, not a curated record
AUGCCCGAAUCAGUGUCGAAACCCCAAACCCUUUACGACAAGGUGCUCUCCAAGCACAUUGUCGACGAGAAGCUCGACGGUACUCUCCUGCUUUACAUCGAUCGCCAUUUGGUCCACGAAGUCACCUCUCCUCAAGCAUUCGAGGGUCUCAAGAAUGCCGGCCGUGGCGUCCGCAGACCAGACUGCACCUUGGCUACCACCGAUCAUAAUGUCCCUACCACUUCCCGUAAAGGCAUGAAGGACAUUGCCAGCUUUAUCGAAGAGGACGACUCCCGCACGCAGUGCGUCACGCUCGAGGAAAACGUCAAGGACUUUGGCCUGACCUACUUUGGCCUCGGCGACAAGCGCCAGGGCAUCGUGCACGUCAUCGGCCCGGAGCAGGGCUUCACGCUGCCCGGCACCACCCUGGUCUGCGGCGACUCGCACACGUCCACCCACGGCGCCUUUGGCUCGCUCGCCUUUGGCAUCGGCACCAGCGAGGUCGAGCACGUCCUCGCCACGCAGUGCCUCAUUACCAAGCGCAGCAAGAACAUGCGCAUCCAGGUCGAUGGCGAACUCGCCCCCGGCGUCAGCUCCAAGGAUGUUGUCCUCCACGCAAUUGGCAAGAUUGGCACUGCCGGCGGCACCGGUGCCGUCAUUGAGUUUUGCGGCUCCGUCAUCCGCGGCCUCAGCAUGGAGGCCCGCAUGUCCAUCUGCAACAUGUCCAUCGAGGGCGGCGCACGCGCCGGCAUGGUCGCCCCCGACGACGUUACCUUUGAGUACCUCAAGGGCCGCCCGCUAGCCCCCAAGUUCGGCUCCGAAGAAUGGAACCGCGCCGUGGCCUACUGGCGCGCCCUGCAGUCCGAUCCCGACGCCAAGUACGAUGUUGACGUCUUCAUUGACGCCAAGGACAUCAUUCCGACCAUUACCUGGGGCACCAGCCCCGAGGACGUCAUCCCCAUUACCGGCGCCGUCCCAGACCCCGAGACGUUUGCGACCGAGGCGAAGAAGGCUGCCGGCCGCCGCAUGCUCGAGUACAUGGGCCUCACUGCCGGCACGCCCCUCGAAGAGAUUCCCGUCGACAAGGUCUUCAUCGGUUCGUGCACCAACUCGCGCAUCGAGGACAUGCGCGCAGCCGCCAGCGUCGUCAAGGGCAAAAAGGUCGCGCCCAACGUGAAGCGCGCCAUGGUCGUGCCCGGCUCCGGCCUGGUCAAGACGCAGGCCGAGGAGGAGGGCAUCGACCAAAUCUUCAUCGACGCCGGCUUCGAGUGGCGCGAGGCCGGCUGCAGCAUGUGCCUCGGCAUGAACCCGGACAUCCUCUCCCCCCAGGAGCGCUGCGCCAGCACCUCGAACCGCAACUUUGAGGGCCGCCAGGGCGCCGGCGGCCGCACCCACCUCAUGUCGCCUGUCAUGGCCGCCGCCGCCGCCAUUGUCGGCAAGCUCGCCGACGUGCGCAAGCUCUCCAACUACACCACAAGCACCCACGUCCCGGCGGCGGCGGCGGCCAGCAGCCAGACCCCCUCCUCCGGCGCCGGCAAGCCCCACGUUGACGAGCGCGUCGCCGAAGACGCCGAGGCGCGCGAGGCCCUCGCCGAUCAGCCCGAGGACAACUUCCCCCAUACCAACACCGAUGUAGCCGCGGCUGCCGGUAGCCAGGGCACGGGCGCCGCCACCGGCAUCGCCCCGUUUAUCAACCUCAAGGGCAUCGCCGCGCCGCUCGACAAGGCCAACGUCGACACCGACGCCAUCAUCCCCAAGCAGUUCCUCAAGACCAUCAAGCGCACGGGCCUCGGCAGCGCGCUCUUCAACGCCCUGCGCUACCUCGACGACGGCUCCGAGAACCCCUCCUUUGUCCUCAACCAGGAGCCCUACCGCGGGGCCAAGAUCCUCGUCUGCACCGGCGACAACUUUGGCUGCGGCUCCUCGCGCGAGCACGCGCCCUGGGCCCUCCUCGACUUUGGCAUCAAGGCCGUCGUCGCCCCGUCCUUUGCCGACAUCUUCUUCAACAACAUGUUCAAGAACGGCAUGCUGCCCAUUGCCGUCCCCAACAAGGCCGACAUGGACGCCGUCGCCGCCGAGGCCCGCGCCGGCCGCGAGCUCGAGGUCGACCUGCCCCAGCAGGUGCUCCGGACGGCCGCCGGCGACGUCAUCUGCCGCUUCGACGUCGAGGAGUUUCGCAAGCACUGCCUCAUCAACGGCCUCGACGACAUCGGCCUCACCAUGCAGAUGGAGGACAAGAUUGCCGCGUUUGAGCGCCAGAUGACGGAAAACACCCCUUGGCUCGACGGCACCGCGUAUUUGAAGCGCAAGGGCCAGGGCGGCAAGCUUGCUGCCAAGGCCGUGCCCGUCGCAAAGACGAAUCGCGGUGAGCCCAUCAAGGAGCCCCUCGAGUGGUGA